AUGGACGUCGACUCGGCAUCAUUGUCACCGUCCUCCAGACUUUCGGUGGUUUGUUCGGCAUCCGCCGAGUUCUCAUCGAGCUCGUCGGAUUCGUCGAACUUUUCAGAAGGAUCUCCCCCGGAAUCUAGAAGAAAUUCCGUAAACGAAAGUGUAAUAAAAGAUGAACAUUACUGGGAAAGGCGACGGAGAAAUAACGAUGCAUCAAGAAGAAGUCGAGAAAAGCGAAGGCAAAACGAUCUAGCAAUGGAAGAAAAAAUAAUGUUACUUUCCGCCGAAAACGAACGGUUAAAAUCUCAGUUAGGAACGACACCAAUUCCACAACCAUCAGUAACAGAGCCUCCAACAUCUCUGAUUAUUCCCCAAGUUGCAAAGAAUCUUUUCCCAGCGGGUCCAAUAGCAUCUUUGCAAGCGAGUUCAAUGCUUACUGUUCCAUUGCUCCAGGCAGCUUCGCAUAUUCCAUCAAUGUUGCAGCUUUGUCAACUACAGCCAACAACUAUUCAGUCACCGGUCUAUGCGAGCACUCAACAACCUGCAUCAACGUCAGCAUCAUCUUUAUUCUCUUCAUCGUCUUCAUCUGCAUUUCAUCCUUUUCGACCAUCAGAAAGUGCUCAGCAGAGUUUUCCAUCGAGUAGCGUAAUUGUGAAAAUUGAACGAAGAAGUCCAGAUUCAUCAACUGACGUGAAUAUGCCUCAACCUCAGUUACAGCCUGGAUCUAGCGUUAUUCAACAAAUCGGUCAGCCUGCUCCAUCAGGUACGCCUCAACCAGUAAUCCAAGCUGUUCAACAAGGACCAUCCCUGCUAUCUGCUCUUCUUUCACAGCGAAGACCUUCUCCUACAGUACCACAAAGCCGAACGGAACAUAUUUCGGGGCUAAAUUCCCCUCCAAGACAUACUGGAAACAAAUCAGACUGUGAAAGUGUAUCGUCUUCAGCAUCUUUCUCUCCAUCGCAUUCUUCGGAAGAUCACUCAAAUUAUUCGAACAAAUCGCCCCAAUAUGUGGACAGACGUCGAAGGAACAAUGAAGCCGCAAAAAGAUGUAGAGCAAAUAGACGAGCAGUAUUCGAAUACAGGUCACGACGAGUUCAGCUCUUGGAAGGUGAAAAUGAAGAUCUUCGUACCCAAAUCGAAACGCUAAAAGCAGAAAUAGCCCACUUCAAAUCAGUUUUGGCUCAAAGAGCAUCAGUUGUUACUGCCCUUCACCCUUGAUCCCAUUCCAUUUUCUUAUUUUUGACUAAUACGGAUAGAAAGCCAAUUUUCUUCGUCUUCUCGCUAGAUGCCCCCCAAUCAAAGUCUUUCGCUCUCAAAAAACCCUUCCUCUCUUUCUGCAAUACUUCCAAUCAUUCAUGUGCAAUACUUUUUAACUUUAAAUGUUUCAUUAAUUGUUUCUAAUAAAACCAAUGUGUUAUUA
Messenger RNA from Caenorhabditis elegans, 1408 nucleotides. It is a transcript of the gene atf-2, whose product is annotated as Transcription factor atf-2. Lineage: Eukaryota; Metazoa; Nematoda; Chromadorea; Rhabditida; Rhabditidae. Gene Ontology annotation, biological process: regulation of DNA-templated transcription. The record is from RefSeq and is marked reviewed. Gene Ontology annotation, molecular function: DNA-binding transcription factor activity; DNA binding. Gene Ontology annotation, cellular component: nucleus.